This is a messenger RNA of Cheilinus undulatus (humphead wrasse), 4427 nucleotides long. RefSeq names its product iporin. Bases 302 to 4045 code for a protein of 1247 amino acids. The transcript is spliced from 10 exons. Gene Ontology annotation, cellular component: cytoplasmic vesicle. The record is from RefSeq and is a predicted model, not a curated record. NCBI's taxonomy places the organism in Eukaryota, Metazoa, Chordata, Actinopteri, Labriformes, Labridae.
CGGACUGGUCCUACAUCAGCCGACACUACAGUUUAAAUAUGUCGGUAUACUAACUGCAUUGUCUCCGGUAAUACGGCUGCAAAUAUUCCUUUUAAAAUGUAGCUCUUUGCGUCAGAGCACGACGCGCUUUCGCUUCAUUUAUUUUGAUAUUCUGUUUGAUAUGAUUUCGGACCCAAACACGUAUUUAAAGAAGAGUAACCGGGAAAAAAAGGAAGGAUAUCACCUAUGAGAGACGACUGUUUUCAAGAUAUAAAUUCGGAAACAUGGAGAGAGUUUCUAUGGUCCAUCCUCAUCCAGCAGCAUGAUAGGAACCUCCAGUCUCUCAGGGGACACCCUGAUUGCCUGCCAUUAUCCCGUGGUUCAGCUUCCCACUUGGCGACUUCCUGUCCAAGCUCUGUGCAGCUCCACCAAGAGACCUAGCCGGCUGUGCUCAGCAGGUCUGACUCGAGCCGUAUCCCUCCCUGAACAAGACUCUCUGAACCAGGAACACACCUUUACUGGAGGGCGGAAACAUUUCUCCAGCAGCUACAGCAGCCUGAAUGAGGAGCGAGCAGAGGAGGAGGGGGGCAGUGAUAGCAGCGGGAGGUACGACUCCACCUCAUCACCGGAGGAAAUAAGUUCCCUUUUGAAAAAGGAGAGCUCUGGAGCAAAAGGCAGUCUGAGGCUGCACAACUCAUUCCUGCCAAACUCAGAACUAGACGAGGAUGAUGAAGAUGAUGAUAGCGAUGGAGGAAAUCUGCACAGAUAUCAUGAGGACUCGUCUUUUGUGCUGCAUGGAAACUCAAACUGGCCUGUCAGUAAUGGUGCCAGAGAUUACACUAUGUCACACCAGAACAUGGACAGUGAAUGGGGCAAUGAAGGGACCAUUUUGGAGUGCUUUCAAGUUGGCAGAUCUGGUAGCAUUGCGUAUGGAGAGCAGGACUCAGACAUAUUGAAGGAUAACAUUUCUUGUUGCACACACAGCCAACAAAAAUGUUCUCCAGAGCUGUUCACAAAUGGUCACACAGAGUAUGUCAGUGACUCCUCCUGUAACAGCUCUGAUGGUGUUUUGGUAAACUUUUGCACCAUCUACAACAGGAGCAACAACCCUGCCACUCCACAUGACCUCAGCAGCCCUGCUCUCCACCCCUCGGAGUCAACUGAGGGAUCUGUAUUUCUCAAUCUCCAGCCUGUUCCUAAGACUCCAGCCCAAGGCCUCCAACAUGAUCAUUCAACACUUUACUCUCCCCUCAAAGAAAAACAGAACAUAGAGACGAGUCCCUGGUCUCCUCAGGGCCUCGACUCUAACUGCAAUCUUUACUCCCUGGAGCCCCUCCCCCCAGGUCUUUCCUCACUGGAGGUAUCAGAUCUGACUGCCUGUCUCCAAAGCCAAGCCACGCUGGCCAUGGGGACCAACCAGAAGUACUACAAGCUUGUGACCUGUGACCUUUCCUCCCAGUCGCCCAGCCCAGCCUGGACCAGCCUCACCAGCUGCCCUGAGGGUCACAACUCCGAGAGGAGAAGUAGCCCUGCCCCUUCUUCUGAGACGCACUGUGUUGAUCACAAGAUGGAAGAACAACACAGAGAAAACAAGAAGGAGAAAGAGGAUCAACAAAAAGAAAAGAUGCUCUCCUCUGCACAGAGAAGCCUCGCCUCGCAGUUUCCGGCCUGUGAUUACCAAGAAGCCAGCACCUCCACUGAACAAGCUCCCUGCAUGAAAAGACACACAGACAGCAUCCAAAACCUCUCCUACACAACCUGUUCAGUGUGCCCCAGCAAGUGUAGCCCACAUAGCUGUAAAUGCCAAGGAACCAGCUCUGCAUCCACACUGCCAUCUGUGAUUCUGGACCAAGAGCACUGUGAUACCAAUGCUGCUGAAAAGGGAGCAUGUUCGAUGGAAAAUGCAGUUAUUCGCUACAGUAAAGCCCAGAGACCAACCUCCCUGCCCAUCCAGCCUUUUGUCCUGGUGCCAGCAGACAAACCCCAGACCCAGCACCUGGGCUGUCUUCUUGAUCAGUACAUAAACCAAAAGUCCAAUGGUAGCACCCAAUCAGGCUUUAAGUUUAAAGGCAAAAGGAGUCAGUGCUUCACUAACCUUCAGCUCUCACCCAUGGGCAGUGCCUGUCCCGUCUUCCUAGAAGCUCCUUCAAGUUCAGAUACCUGCUCCACCUGCACGCCGAGUCCUGAGUGCUUCAGCCGCAGACAUACGUGGAGCCAGUCCAGCAGAGGCCAAGGACGCCAGAGUCCAUGCACAUCAAAAAGCAGCCUGGAGCCAACGUACACAAGUCCAAAGCCCAACCAGGGACAAGUGCGAGAUAAAACAAGCCCAAACUCAGGCAAAACUCACUCUUUUCUCAAAGUGACCCCAACCCUAAAUCAGUCUAGCCUUGCUAAAGUCCCCACCUACCAGGACCUUAUCAACCUCACCCCAAAGCAGGGGCAUGCCAACACUGAGGCAAAAAGUCCAAUCAAGUCCAACUCCUCAUACCAUUCCGUUUUCUCCAACACACCACCCACUUUACCCCUAACCACUGACGCUCAUCACCCUAACCGUCAGGUAACCCUGUCUCCCAUCACAACCACACAACCUGAAAAGAGGGCAGCACCUGCUGCUGAUUCUGGCUUUUUUCAUGGUAGUUUCACAGCUGCUCUCUCCUCAGUCGCUCCUCUUUCCUCUUUAAGCUCUCUGCUCUCCUUGGCCGCUUCAGGGCUGUACUCACAGCAAAACUCGGACUCUGCUUUUCUCAACGGGAAGUCCAGUCAGAGCCAGCACAAUGAAUCUUUGAUCUUGAGUGACAAGCCGCCAGCAGAGUUCUGCCUCUCACCUGAUACGUCUUAUGAGUCCAUGUCCAUCAGCCAUCUGCAGAGGAGAGGGUUGCUGAGAGCUGUGAGCAGAGCUGUGGAUCUAAUCAUGGCUCAUUUUGGCAGCAGCAGAGAUCCUGAAGAAAAGAUGCGUCUUGGUAACAGCUCUCGCAGUCCGACUAUAGCUGGGCUUGUCCUGGAACAUUUGUGUCCUGCGAUUCAGAACAUUUUAGAGGAUGGGCUCAGGGAUCACAAACUGGAUGUGAUCAUUGGGCAACGCCGCAACCAUUCCUGGGGCGUAGUGGAAGUCUCGACGAGGAUUGGUCCAUCUACCAGGGUCCUACACAGCCUCGUCUCCAAAAUCAGGCAAUGUCCACAGCUUGGCAGCCACUGCAUGAAACUGAGAGCGUUCAUUAUGGGCCUGCUAAACUUGAGAGCUUUAGAGUUCUGGCUCAGUCACCUUCAGAGUCAAAAAGAUGUGGUGACAACAUACUACCAUUCUUGGGGCUUCCUCUGUAUGUCUCUGGGUCGGUGUCGGCCCCUGUUUGAGGAGCUGCUCCUCCUACUGCAGCCGCUCUCCGUGCUGCCUUUUGAUCUCAACCUGCUCCUGGAGCCUCGACUGCUACAGAACAGGCAGCUGUGUUUAGAUGAGCCGGGGGAUUCUCCACCUCAGCCGUGCUCGGCCCUUUUAGUGACCAGCUGGCCACUACUGCAAGCUGACAGACAGGUAGAAAACAGCUGCAGCAUCAAGGGAACUAAUACUUCACAAAAGUCAGAUCUGCAUCAACAACAUUAUCUCGGCUCCCAGAGUCUUAGCUGUAAUAAGCAGGAUGUAGGAGCAAUCCAGGCCAGUAGGAGUCCGAUGUUAGCUCCAAUUCCAGAGUGGUGGCCCAAAGAGUCAGAUCUGAUGGACAGCAUAGCUGACAGGGAAGACUGCAGCCUGAAUAAUGCAGAUAAUUGGUCUCAGAUCAGUAUGGACAGCAGGCAAGGGGAGAGGAGGGGAGAAAAAGACAAUGAGACCCCAAAUAGAUCUGUGCAGGCUGAGAGUCCAUGUCAGGGUGGACUGCGCUGGGCCAAACUGUUUGGAGCAGCUGAUGUUCCCACCCGGACAGAGACGGUUUUUCAGAGUCACAUUGGAGCUCAAACCAGAAGGUACAAGCGACCAUCACAGUGGCUACGUUUGGACCGGUCACAACUUGGGCUCUUGGCUCAAUCCAUCAGGUCACUGAAGAUUGGAGGAGCUCCAACAGACAAAGACUGCUAAAAAGAAACACCCCUGUGGGUUUGCCUUUAUAUUGUACUAACAAGAAGAAGUCCUUAAUGCAUGAAAACUGUGCUCAUCACUGAUCAGAAAGCACAUAAAAUACAGGAGCAAUGAUGUUGGCCGUGGCUCGUAGUCAUUGAACAAGCUUAUCACUGAAGGCUUUUGCACACCAAGGAAGAUGCGAAUAAAUGGCAUGAAAUUUUGAAUAAUUCAGAGUGGAAUUUUUGAACUUGUUGUGCCCGUCUAUUCACACCAGGAGCAACAAGAUUUUCAAUUCAAAUUAUGUACAUUCUGCAAAACACUCCCGCCAUGAAGGUCUGCACUGUUUACUGGUAAACAGAAAUACAUAAGAACAGCAAAUAAAUAAGAAGCAUUUGUAUUU